AUGUCACCAGUUGAGUCGAGUAUGAAAGAUCAUAGUAAGAAAGAUGAUAGCGACGAGAAUAGGAAAAAGGAAGCACAAGUGAAACCAACUGAAGAGAAUAAAGUGAAACAAGCAGAUCAAGAAGUAGCGACUGCUAGAUAUCCGGAUGGCGUUAACACAGAAGCACCAAUCAAAGGUGGCUCGAAGAAAUCGAAAUCUCAAAAAUCCAUCAAAAAAGACAAGGGAAGUUCUUCGAAGAAGCAAAAGAAACAAACUGAUAGUGCAUCGCAAAAGAUUCGAAAAGACGGCGAAGAAAGUGCCUCUAAAACAGCUCAACUCGUCGAAGAUGCUGAAAGCCCUAAAAACCUGAAAAAAGCUGAAAUCGCUUCUAACUCAUCGAAGAAAGCAGACGAUAAGGUCGAGAGUGAUGAAGGAAAAGAGAAAGUCGCUAAUGCAUCGCAAAAAUCAAGCAAAAAGAGUGCAAAGCAGAAGGAGAAUAGGCGAGAAGACAGGCCACAGAAAGGCGACCAAGAAGGUAGCAAUGAUGAAAGUGGAGAAAUCGAAGACGACGACUCGUCAUCCGGAACAAUUUCACGUUCAACCGCAACGACGUCACCCACACUGAAAAUGCAAAAGAAGAAAUUAGCUGAACACAGAAAGCGAAUCGAAGAAGCUGCAAAAGCAACGAGUAGCACAUCGUCACAAAGUAGCAACAGCUGGGAACCGUUAAGAAAAGCACCGCCCAAGAAAGGGGACUGCUAUGUGAUGUAA
This is a messenger RNA of Anisakis simplex (herring worm), 750 nucleotides long. The record is from the annotation of a GenBank genome assembly. NCBI's taxonomy places the organism in Eukaryota, Metazoa, Nematoda, Chromadorea, Rhabditida, Anisakidae.